UAGAGGCUGCAACAGAUCACUCCAGGAGAGAGUAUCUGUUGCAGCAGCUAGACAAGUCUCUCACUGAUGAUCAGUGCUCCCAGGUCACCAAGCACAUGGUUGAGAUGAUCAUGUUGGAGCACAAGAUCACCAGCUCCCAGUUCACAAACUGGGAUGACCGUUUUGUGAGGCUAGAGCGUCGGGUUGACGAGCUGUCAGCUCAGCAGUCCAAGAUCCUGGACUCUAUCCAGGGUUUGUCUGCUCAGCUGGCAGCCGCCAAGCUGACUACUCCUCAGCUCCCUCUGCUGAAACCCAAAACCUCUCCUCCUCCUUCACCACCUCCUUCCCCUCCUUCAUCCCAUGGGGGAUCUGUACACUCUUCCCGGCCAUCUACUCCUUCCCAAAAGGCCUCAGCAAAGGCCACCUAUGCUGCUGUGAUUGCAGCAGACAAAGGUCCCAAGAUCCCUGCUCCCAACAAGUUUAGGGGCGAUGACCCCAAGACUGAUGUUGGGGACUGGGCUGCUGGGACCAGAGCCUACUUGAGGGGCUUUGUCUGUGCAGAACAGACCAAGGUGGCAACUGUUUUGGGGCUGCUGGAAGGGCCUGCACUGAAGUGGGCCACCUCAACUUCCAGCAGCCUGCAGCAGUCCGUGGAGGACUGGGCCUUUGGGUUAGGGGUAGACAAACUUCUGCAGGCCCUGGAGGACCGGUUUGCAGACAAGGAGCGGGCCCGCAAGGCUGCUGACAGGAUUGCUCGCCUGGGACAGCAGCGGUACAGCGGCACCCUACAGGCCUUGUUUGCUGAGUUCGAGCAGCUCACCUCCACCCCUGGGCUGGUCAUGGCACCGGAUGAUAUGUUGACCAGCUUUUGCAGGGCAGCGCCUGAGAAGUUCGUUGUUGCACUUUACAGCGCUGGAUACAAGGACUGGAGGUCCUUCGGUCGUGCAGCCCUGGAAAUGGAGGCCAAGCUCCAUGUCCAGGCCCCAACCUCUGACAGGAGGAAGGGUGCCUUCCCUGGAGGCAACAGAAGGGGAAAGGCAACCCUUACUCAUGUGGGAUCUGCCUCAGGAUCAGAUACCGAUUCUCAGCCUGACGUGCCUUCAGGAGGGAUCGGAUCUGCUGCUGAGACAGAUGUUGCAGCAGUGGUGACUCAGGCUGUGUUGGGAGCUCUGCAGUCGCAGAGAAAGUUUUCUACCCCCACAGCCUCAGCCACUACCAAGGGGAAGGAUAAGGGACUUCCCUCCAGUGAUGCAUCUUCAUCUAUUCAGAUAGGUGAAUCUGCAGCUGUUUCAGUUGAGACUGUUUGUGAUGAUGUGUGUUUGGGAACUGCGCGGGCAGAAUCCUUCUGCUAUGAGGAUCCUGACCCGGAUCAGGACCCGGGGCAGGAUGAGCUUCAGUCCAUUGCUGCCUUCUUCUUCCACUUGAAAGAGCAGAAGAAGAAGGGCCUGUCUGAACUCAUCAUGCUUCGGCCACUGAUUAACCGCACCAAGAUCACUGGGCUUUUGGACUGUGGAGCCACCCGGAACUUCAUAUCUCCCAGUGCAGUAAAAAAAUUGCAUCUGGGUAUGAAAGUUCAGCAGCUGCAGCAGCCGCUGCAAGUGCGGAUUGGUGACUCUACAGUGAUCAGCAUCAUGGAGAAGGUCAAGGGCAUCCCUGUGACCUUCGAUACUGCAGGAAAAGUCAGACACAGUCUGAACUUUUAUAUCUUCCCUGAGCUUCCCUUUGACUUGGUGUUCUCCAUGCAGUGGUUGAGGGCAGUCAACCCUAGGAUCAACUGGCAGAUUCCUAGAGUUGAGCUACCAGACCGCCAGGGGGUGUAUCAGCAAUGCAUGAUUGUUGUUGAUCACCACCCUAAGACCUCCUGCUACUGCUUGAGAGCGAGGGAGUUCCAUGGUCUCUCUCGCCAGUACCACCAUGAGCGUCUGUUUAUUGCUCUGGUCAAGCAAACAGAUGCUCCCCCUGUUUCCUGUCCUCCUGAGAUACAGCAGGUGGUAGAUCAGUAUGYUGAUCUGAUGCAGGAGCCCUUUGGACUUCCCAACCGGCCAACCAAGCAUCACAUCGAGCUGCUGCCUGGAGCGGUUCCUCCCAAGGGCCGCAUCUACAGGAUGUCCCCUGCUGAGCUUGAGGAKCUCAGAAAGCAGCUUGASACCCUGACCAGCAAAGGCUGGAUCAGACCCAGCACAUCUGAAUUCGSUGCACCUSUUCUCUUUGUACCCAAAGGGAAYGGCGAGUUCAGGAUGUGCAUUKACUACAGGGGUCUCAACAAGAUCACYAGGAAGAGUACUGAGCCACUYCCUAGGWUCGAYGACCUCCUGGRYAUGGUGCAGGGCUGCACAGUGUUCAGCAAAGUCGACCUCAAAUCUGGCUAUCACCAGAUUGAGAUGGUAGAGGAGGAUGUCUACAAGACAGCCUUCAAGACCAGGUAUGGGACAUACGAGUUCCUGGUCAUGCCAUUUGGACUUUGCAAUGCCCCAGACACAUUCCAGACUGAGAUGCACCGCAUCUUCAGGUCUUACCUGGACAAGUUUAUGGUUGUCUACCUGGAUGAUAUCCUGGUAUUCAGCAAAACUGUCAGGGAACAUAUGGAGCACUUGGCUCUAGUCCUUCAGUUGUUACGUGACAACCAGUACAAGAUCAACAGAGAGAAGUCCUCUUUUGGAGUUCCCUCUGUCAUCUACCUGGGUCACGUAAUCUCUGGAGAUGGCCUGGCUCCUAAAGCAGCCAAGAUUGCUGCCAUUCAGGAGUGGCCUCAGCCUCAGACAGUGAGGGAUGUCCGGUCCUUCAUGGGUUUGGCCUCCUACUACAGAAAGUUUGUCAGGAACUUUUUUGCAGUGGCUGCACCCCUGACUAACCUAACAAAGAAAGACACUCCCUUUCUUUGGUCCCUCCACUGUCAGCUGGCCUUCACACGACUCAAGAAGGCCUUGACUCGUGCGCUUGUACUGAAGUUACUUGACCCCACUCUGCCAUUCAUCCUGACUACUGACGCCAGUCAGUAUGGCAUUGGGGCAGUACUUCAGCAGGAUGAUGGGAAUGGUCUACGGCCUGUAGAGUUUAUGAGUAAGAAGAUCAAGACUCAAAAGCUCCAGGACUCUACCUACGAGAAAGAGUUGUAUGCUCUUGUCUGUGCCCUGAAACAUUGGAAGCACUUUCUCCCGGGCAGGCACUUCAAGAUCUUUUCAGAUCACUCCACCCUGCAGUGGAUGAAGUCCCAGGGAGAGUUGAACGAUAAACUGGCACGGUACAUUCAGUUCAUCGACAUGUUCGACUUUGAACUGAAACAUAAGAAGGGCUGCUACAAUAAGGUAGCAAAUGCCCUCUCUCGUAGGCCUGACUCUUUUGCUUUGAUCUCCUCUACUCACUCCUUUGGAGAGGAGACCCAUCAGACCAUUGCUCAUCUACUGCCUCAGGACGAGACUUUCGGACCCAUCGUCAGGAAUCUGUAAGCAGAUCCUAACUCUGAACCAGGCUAUGCUAUGAGUUCAGACCUACUGUACACCUAUA
This is a messenger RNA of Chara braunii, 3483 nucleotides long. The record is from the annotation of a GenBank genome assembly. Lineage: Eukaryota; Viridiplantae; Streptophyta; Charophyceae; Charales; Characeae.